UCACCCUCACGACGUUCAGAAAUUUGGUCGCACUCCAAGUAACUUUCUUUUUGUCUUUUUUUACCAAGUGUUCGAGAUGGACGCAUACGGACCUCAGUCGCCGAGCUUCGACCCGUCCAUAAUCGAAUAUAAGGGAUUUCGUUUUCUGAAUUUUAAAUACAACGAGAAGUACAUUGAUUCCCUGGAGACUUUUGAAACUAGAGAAAGCGACGUUUUUGUUGUAACUUAUCCGAAAUCUGGAACUGUGUGGACACAACAGAUUGUGUCGUUGAUCUGUCCUGAUGAAGACCGCACUGGAGAGGAGCUGCUGCCAAACAAUCUGCGAUUCCCAUGGAUUGAAUUCUUCAAUGAAGAAAUAGAUCACAGUUCACGGCCAUCACCGCGAUUCUUUUCAUCUCAUCUGCCUUAUAAUCUUGUGCCCAAUGAGCUGAGGAAAGGAAAAGGAAAGGUCAUUUAUGUUUCACGAAACCCUAAAGAUGUAAUGGUAUCUUAUUUUCAUUUUACAUACUUCUUUAAACCAAUGGGGAAAGCAAAGGAUUUCAGCGAGUUCAUGGACAAUUUUCUGAAUGGAAACGUACCCUUGGGCUCUUGGUUUGAUCAUCUGAGGGGAUGGUACGACCACAGAGAUGAGUUCAAUAUCCUUUUCAUAUCAUAUGAAGAAAUGAUUAAGGACCUCAGAUCUGUGGUCAUUAAGAUCUGCAAAUUCCUUGGAAAAAAGAUAGAGAAUAUGGAUAUUGACAAGAUUGCUGAAGAGGGCACCUUCAAUAAGAUGAAGAAGAAUCCUAAAGCAAAUUAUGAAUGGAUACCUGCUGACCAUGCAAAUAAAGAAAAUGGGAGUUUUCUGCGUAAAGGGACUAUUGGAGACUGGAAAAAUGUGAUGACUGUUGCCCAGAAUGAAAAGUUUGACCAAGUCUUCCAGGAAAAAAUGAAAGACCUGCCUUUAAAAUUUAUAUGGGACAUUAAUGAAUGACAUUCUGUUGACCAAGGAGUUGUCCAACCUCUAGCUUGCUCUUUCAUGAUGAAUUUAUUUGUUUAAUCAUUUUUAAUCAUCACUUUAUUUUAAACUGUAUAGAUCAGUAAAAUACAAAGAGACAAUAUCAUCAAUAAUCAUUGUAUGCAGUGUGGCCAGUAGGAGGGAUGGCAGAGCCCCAAAUCUCAGACAUAGUAUCAGUCCCCAGUUCGGUUGACAGCUUAUUUUUAAAGAAAUUUGCCUUACAUUGGCUUCUUUUGCCAAAGCCAGUAAAACCACAAUGCACAUUUAUAUUAUCUAUUUCUAGCCUUCCAUCUUUAUUUCUCUUUCCUCUACUUCUUUAAAUUUACUUAUUUGGCUGAUACCUUUAUCCAAGGUGACUUACAACAUCUGAGAUACAAUUG
Erpetoichthys calabaricus (reedfish) is the source of this 1374-nucleotide messenger RNA. Its product is annotated as amine sulfotransferase-like. Gene Ontology annotation, biological process: sulfation. NCBI's taxonomy places the organism in Eukaryota, Metazoa, Chordata, Cladistia, Polypteriformes, Polypteridae. The coding region runs from base 77 to 970 and encodes 297 amino acids. The record is from RefSeq and is a predicted model, not a curated record. The transcript has 6 exons. Gene Ontology annotation, molecular function: sulfotransferase activity. Gene Ontology annotation, cellular component: cytoplasm.